Helianthus annuus (common sunflower) is the source of this 914-nucleotide messenger RNA. Its product is annotated as replication factor C subunit 3. Gene Ontology annotation, biological process: DNA repair; DNA-templated DNA replication. Gene Ontology annotation, molecular function: DNA clamp loader activity. Bases 46 to 549 code for a protein of 167 amino acids. The transcript is spliced from 5 exons. Lineage: Eukaryota; Viridiplantae; Streptophyta; Magnoliopsida; Asterales; Asteraceae. Gene Ontology annotation, cellular component: nucleus; DNA replication factor C complex. The record is from RefSeq and is a predicted model, not a curated record.
CCAUCUUCGUUAACCUCCAUAGUCUCGCCACCAACAAGAUCCCUAAUGCAGCAGAUGCUCACUUCUUCCAAUUCUUACCCGCCAGUUCUUCACUUGAAUCGUGCUUUGGGUCGACAAGUACAACCUAAAACCCUAGAGAAGGUUCUUGUUCACCAAGUCAUCGCUCAAAAUUUUAAGAAAUUGGUCACUGAGCAAGAUUGCCCCCAUUUAUUAUUCUAUGUGCCUCCAGGUUCCGGCAAGAAAACCCUAAUUAUGGCCCUUCUCUGGCAGAUGUUUGGGGCCAGUGCUGACAAGGUGAAAGUAGAGAACAAAAACUGGAAAGUUGAUGCUGGAAGUAGGACUAUUGAUUUGGAACUUACAACUCUAUCAAGCACCCACCAUGUGGAGCUGAACCCCAGUGAUGCCGGGUUUCAAGAUCGGUCGAUUGUCCAAGAAAUUAUUAAAGAAAUGGCAAAAAAGAAAAAACCGAUUGACACCAAAGGAAAGAAGGGUUUCAAAGUACUGUGCUCAACGAGGUUGAUAAACUUUCAAGAGAAGCACAGUCUUUAAGAAGAACGAUGGAGAAAUAUAGUGCCUCGUGCUGUCUUAUUAAAGUAGACAAGGUUCUUUUGAUGGUGGCGGGACUAUAGAGGUCAAUGGUGAUGGUGAUGAUGUCGGUGGUCGACAGUGUUGGUGGGCGGUGGUGUAGGUGGUGGUGGCCUGAUGAUGAUAGUAUGUAGAGAGAGAGAAUACAGGGGGAGAGAGAGAGAGAGAGUAAAGGGGAGAUGAUGAUGAUAAUGGUUUAGAUUUAUAAUUUUUAAAAUUUGACUUUUUUUCGUUAAAUGACGAUUUUGCCCUCACAUGGGUUGCACAUGACCUCACUUAACUAAAAGUUUUAACCAGGUUAGGGUUAAAGGACCUAAGGUGUAAUAGGU